AUGUGGAUGUCCCGACAAUGGUGUCUCGGGUUGGUCCUGUGGAUGGUUCCACAGGGCUUUCUGUUAGGUUUGGUGGAAACAGCCAAGUUGGAUUUGUUUCUUAGUGUGAAAAGUUCUAGUGUUGCCACCUUGAAGCUGGAGGACAUUGCCAAUGGUUAUGUGAAAGUGACGGAUCUGAUGGUUAGUCCCGAUGGACGACCCUUACCAUGUUUCAAUGGAGAAAAGGAAAAAUCGGAGUUCAAAGUGCUACGUGAUUCGAAACCAGAUAUAAAAUUUUUGGCGUCUUUUGGAGGACCCGCGGUACCGCCGGAACUGUUUGCCCAUUUAGCUGUUGAUCCAAACCGGCGAUCCUCUUUCGUCAAAAAUAUGGUCCAGUUUGCUGUGAUUAAUGGUUUUCAGGGUUUGGAUAUCGCGUGGUUUUACCCUCUUCAAAAUGAUAAAGAAAGCUAUGCGAAACUUCUGCAGGAGCUACGGGCAGCUUGUGAUAAGCGCAUGCUUAUGCUUACAGUUACUGUCCCGAGUAAUCCAAUGGUAAUCGAGAAGAACUAUCCCGUCAAGCAGUUGGAUGCUGCGGCUCAUUUCGUCAUAUUGAGCACCACCGAGUUCAAAAGGUUGAAGAAAACUUCUCUCAUUGCUCCGCUUUACUCGAGCAGUGAUACUGCUCCAAACUGCGUAAGCUCUCACAUCAGUGCAUGGAAAGCAGCAGGUUUGAGCACCAACAAGCUAGUGAUGGUCAUUCAAACGAACUCCAUAACCUACAAGCUGUUUGAAUCGAACGAAUACCGUCUUGGGACCCCGGUUAUCAAGAUGAAAGUGCGUCCGUACUAUAAAAUAUGCCACCGGCUUUACGGAGGAUCGCUCGAAGUGUUCGAAGAGACCGGCAAGUGUCCAUAUGCUUUCCGGGAUCAGAACUGGUACACCUACGAGAAUAAAAAGUCGAUCGAGCAAAAGCUUCAAUUUGCCCAGGAUCUUUCGCUGGCUGGAGUAGCGGUGGUUGCGUACGAUGAAGAUGAUCCGGAUAACGUUUGCGGCGAUGGAUCACAUCCGAUGACGAAAGUUGUUUUGGGUUUGCUAGAGGGAAAGACUAAGGUAGAUGGAUCAUCGGCCGUUGCUCAGCGAAGUGUAUCGGAUGAUUUUGAUUCCUAUGAGGACUACGCCAAUUUGAGGAUCGUUGGAGAAGAUGUUCCCUAUUCGCCAUCUCCUGUGGUAAACGUUUAUGGGUCGGGAGCUCCAGCCGAAGGGGGUUCGUAUGUGAUCCAGCAAAUCCCAGCAUUGGCAGGAGGUGCCUGUCCAUGUCCGGUUUGUCAACAGCAUCCUACUACACCUGCUUGUGGUUGUGCUGCUACGCCGGCAGCUUGUCCAUGUUGUACCAAUAAUGCCGAUGGCCAGGGAAUGACCACCGCUAGUUGUGGCCAUCCAGUCAACUACUGUCCUCAUGUUUAUCCGGACCCAGAGGAUGAUUACUACGAAGACUACUCGGAUAUGACUGAUCAGCCUCCCGCCCCAGCUUGUGGUUGUAGUGGAGGUUCAUCUUCGGAUACGACAACAGCGGCUUCCUGCAUGGAGACAACGACAACUCCUGCCCCUUGCCCAACAACAGCUGCGCCUUGUCCAAUGACAACUGCAGCUCCACCAUGUCCAAUGACAACUCCUGCCCCAGCACUAUGUGGCGAAGUAACAACUGCCGCUUCGCCAUGUGCAGUAGUUGUAGAUGAUUUGGAGGAUGAUAGCUUCAUGGAGGGACCUGCUAAACCUGCCGGAUCUGCUUGUGGCUGUAAUAGUGAUCCGACCACAGUCAUGCCACCUCCAAUGGAGAGCGUAGGUACAGAGCCGAAAGUAGUUCCCAGCUGCGGCUGUAUGAGCAAAGAGACGGAGCCACCUUGCGAUAUGCCAACUACCCCGGCUCCAGCGGGUUCAUGUGAUGAUUUGGCUGACGAUCAUUUCAUGGAAGGAACUAGUACUGUGGCGCCACCUUGUGGUUGUGACCAGGCAGCUGGAAGUGUACCGGUAAUCUUGGCUAACAGUGAUAAAACUUUUGCACUUUUGAACCCUUCCAUGAUGGCACCGAGCGAUAGCCACUUGUUCUCGGAAACUGCAUCGAAUGCUGAAGGUGAAGGCGGUGCAGGACCCUUAUUUUCCGAACCAGAGCAGAAGGUUCCAAUCAAACCUGUUCCCAAGGCGGCUCAGUAUGAUCCGAUGAACUCGAGGCUAGGAAUUCUAGCUACCGGCACCAUUGGAGGAGGUGGCGGCGCUGGCGGCGGUGGUGCUGGUGGUGGUGGCGGUGGAAUGGGUGGAGGUGGUAUGGGUGGAGGCGGAGGCGCUGGUGGAUCACAAGGAAUGAAUAAUAUGAAUAGUAUGAGUAACAUGAACAACAUGAACAGUAUGAAUAACAUGAACAGCAUGAACAACAUGAAUAGCAUGAACAGUAUGAACAGCAUGAACAGUAUGAAUAGCAUGGGAGGAAGCAUGAGUAGCAUGGGAGGAGGAAUGAGUGGCAUGGGAGGAAGUAUGGGCAGCAUGGGUGGCAUGAACAACAUGCACCCGAUGAAUAUGAUGAGUCCUAUGAAUUCAAUGGGUUCCAUGGAUGGUAUGGGCGCUAUGAGUGGUUCGGGCAUGGGCAGCAUGGGAGGUUCCGGCAAUAUGCCCGGAAUGAAUUCGUUCAGUAUAAGCCACGUGGAUGGUGUUCCCAUCAUCACGGGUGCAAAUGGAGCUCAAGGUCCUUCAAUUCAACUGUCCCCGAUCGCGCACGGAAAUCAGCCAGGUCUGGUUAAGGUCUUUGCUACCGGUACUUUCGAAACAACUCCUGCUCCCGGAGCUGCUGGUGGUGGUGUUGGUGGCGGCGGUUCGGAGUCGAUGAUGAGUUUGAUGUCCAAUUUGCAGGACCUGGCGAAUUCGUUACCAAAACUGGCCUCCAUGAACGCUGCCAGUUCGAUGAGUAACGAACCGAUGAUGACGGUGUGUCCUUUUGAUGGUAUUAUUCCUGAUCCGCGGAAUCCAAGGUUCUACUUUCUGUGCCGACAGGGAAUGCCCAUGUGUGACGAAAAUCGGUUCUCGUGUGCCGACGGUUACGUGUUUGAUGCUGCCAGCCAAAAAUGUGUCCCUGGAGGUGGUGCCGGAUGUUAGCGGUAGCUCUGUCCAUAAACCAGAGGUUUAUUUCCAGAUCACACAUCAGGUUUAAUUAUCCCAUUCCCAUAUUUUGUUUCUCUAUUUCCUUUCCCCUCCCCCAAACUUUAUUGGUUUUGAACCAAAACGAGACUAAGCCGUCCACCGUGAAACAGUUUGUCCGUGUCGUUUGAGGCCAGGAGCAGUGGAAGAACGCGUGUAGUAUGUAAUCGCCAGUGAUUGACCGCCAUUUUCGUCGAUGACGCGGAUGGAUCGAUCGUUAGAAUUGUUUUAUCAGAACUUUUUGUUCCGUUUGUUUGUCGGACUGCAGCCGAAUGCAAACUACUCUAUCAAAAAAAAACAUAACGAAUCGAGUCACACAUACUCUCAAGGGCCCUUGGAUUAUUUUUAACGAACAACAUGAAGGAGACAAUCGAAUUUUCGAAAAUCGGUUAAAAUUUGGUUGAAUAUUUUGUAAGUUG
Uranotaenia lowii is the source of this 3584-nucleotide messenger RNA. RefSeq lists its product as uncharacterized. Gene Ontology annotation, molecular function: chitinase activity; chitin binding. Bases 1 to 3123 code for a protein of 1040 amino acids. The transcript is spliced from 5 exons. The record is from RefSeq and is a predicted model, not a curated record. Gene Ontology annotation, biological process: carbohydrate metabolic process; chitin catabolic process. NCBI's taxonomy places the organism in Eukaryota, Metazoa, Arthropoda, Insecta, Diptera, Culicidae. Gene Ontology annotation, cellular component: extracellular region.